AUGAAUUCCUCCAAUAAACCACCAGCUACCCCCUUGCCGGAUGAGUCGGCGGGUGCACAAGCAUCGCCGCCAGAGUCCUCGACACAUACCACACAGGAGACAGAUGCCACUAUCGUUGAAGAGCAGGAAUCAAUUCCUGCUCUUUCAAGGUGGUCAUCUCCCGCAAUUCCUCAAAGUACAUGGUGCGCCUCCGACUUCAUGGUAGGGGUAGGGAUGGUUAUCAUCCAGCAAAAAACAGAGAAGAUAGUCUUGCUCUACUCAUCGAAGUGGAAAUAUUACUUCUUUCCGCGUGGCAGAAAGGAUGUCGGCGAGACCCUACAACAAGCCGCAUUACGAGAGGCAUACGAGGAGUCGGGAUAUCGCGUCGAUUUCAUGCCACUGGCAAUCCCAACCCGACAACCCCACUCACCAGAGACACGAAACAGGCGAAGUCAUUUCAACACAGAAUCUAUCUAUAUGACCACCACGAACUGGAGGGCUGGAAGGAGUGGUCCCACUGACCACGGAGGGGUAUAUUUGACGUCCUGGUUCGUUGGACAGAUACCUGAAGAUGCGGUAUGCGAAUCUGGCACGCGUAUGCCCGAUGAAGACCACUUUACAACGCACUUGUUAUCCUACGAAGAGGUCAGAAACCUCAUCUGGGGAACAGAAGUAAAAUUAUUUGAUUAUGUCUGGGCUGUAUACCAACAUACAAAAACCAUACUACAACAGGAAGAAUCUCAGCGGGCACAACAACUACGUCGAUUUCAAAUCACCAAAAACCGCCCAGUACGCCGGCCGUAG
Messenger RNA from Psilocybe cubensis, 783 nucleotides. RefSeq lists its product as uncharacterized. Bases 1 to 783 code for a protein of 260 amino acids. The record is from RefSeq and is a predicted model, not a curated record. Gene Ontology annotation, molecular function: hydrolase activity. Lineage: Eukaryota; Fungi; Basidiomycota; Agaricomycetes; Agaricales; Agrocybaceae. The transcript has 3 exons.